Messenger RNA from Cyprinodon variegatus (sheepshead minnow), 3150 nucleotides. Its product is annotated as zinc finger protein 710-like. The record is from RefSeq and is a predicted model, not a curated record. Gene Ontology annotation, biological process: regulation of transcription by RNA polymerase II. Bases 192 to 2273 code for a protein of 693 amino acids. Gene Ontology annotation, molecular function: RNA polymerase II cis-regulatory region sequence-specific DNA binding; DNA-binding transcription factor activity. Lineage: Eukaryota; Metazoa; Chordata; Actinopteri; Cyprinodontiformes; Cyprinodontidae. The transcript is spliced from 5 exons.
UGACUGAGGAGGAGCUCGCUGCUUUAUUCAUUGGCGUCAGCCCCUUUUUUCUUCCCUCCUUCCUGCUGAGCAGCGGGGAGCUCAAUGUUUGCCUCCAUCUCGAUGCUGAGCGCAGACACGCCGCCACCAUAAACCGCUUUUGGAACCAGGAGGAGGCGAGCCGGCGCCUGGGUAGAUGUGAGCCCAAGGUAAUGGCCAGGCUGGUGGACAUAAGCACACAGACAGAUCCCGUAGUUGUGCUGUCCUUGGCCCAGGCCGCCGUGCUAGGUCUCAUCUCCCAGAAUGAAGUGUUUGGAGCUACCAUUGCACCCAACGGCUUUUACACCGGCGAACCCAAAGAGUCCCCUGCACCACCAGUAGACGGAGUUGACUACGAAUACGCGGAUCAGCUUAUCGGAGCCAACGGAGAUUACCUCGGAGACAACUUAGGAGAAGACGGCCAGAUGCAGCCCAGCUGCAGCCAGAGGAGGUGGCAACAGGUGCCGCCACCACAACAUGUUGACACGAAAAUGGUCCUCCCCGAUCGUCACACCCUUCAAGGCGGUGACUUGACCGCAUCUCUUGUGAAAGGGGAAGGGGUGACCACUGCUAUGUCGUCUUGCGUCCACAUGUUGAACAAUAUGGCUCCCAGAGGAGGCCUAAUUCAAGUGGAUCCGGCCACACUGAGAGUCCCCAACAAGAACUGUGCCGAAUGCGAGCGGGAAGUAACCAACCAGCAGCAACCUAACCAUCAUGUCCAUCCUCCUCCUGCCCAGGUGGUUCACAGAGGAGCAGAGCAGGGCCACAGGGGACUCCAGACUCCGCGCCCUAUGGGGCCCCAUGGCCAAGGCGGCAGAGAGGAUGAAGAGGACGUAGAACAUCCGGUAAACGCCAUGAUGAAGCCCACUCAGCAGGAAGAAGCUAUCAGUAGCUACUUUCAGACCAGUGAGGUGGGCAGCUAUGAUUCUACAGAUAUGGGCAUGGGGGGUGAGUACGAAGACAACAGCCAGAACAUGAUGUGGACAGACGGCAGCGGCGGAGCACCGCACCAGCAGCCCCCGCACCCUCAGCCUCCCCGGCGUCAUGGCGGCCGCAGAGUAGACCGGCUGGAUAUAAACAUUCAGAUUGACGAGUCUUACUGUGUGGAUGUGGGGGACGGUCUGAAGCGCUGGAAGUGUCGCAUGUGCGACAAGUCCUACACUUCCAAAUACAACCUGGUCACACACAUCCUGGGCCAUAAUGGCAUCAAACCACAUGCCUGUCCACAUUGCGGGAAGCUUUUCAAGCAGCCCAGUCACCUCCAAACGCACCUGCUGACCCACCAAGGAACGCGGCCUCACAAGUGUACAGUUUGCAAGAAGGGCUUCACCCAAACCAGCCACCUGAAGCGACACAUGCUCCAACACACCGACGUCAAGCCAUACAGCUGCAGGUUCUGCCGACGGGGCUUCGCUUAUCCCAGCGAGCUGCGAGCGCACGAGGUGAAGCACGAGCGCGGCCGCUGCCACGUCUGCUCGCAGUGUGGCAUGGAGUUCCCCACCUACGCUCACCUCAAGCGGCACCAGACCAGUCACCAAGGCCCCCACACCUUCCAGUGCACCGAGUGCAACAAGUCUUUCGCUUAUCGAAGCCAGCUCCAGAACCACCUGUUAAAGCAUCAGAGCCCGAGGCCUUACACCUGUUCCCAGUGCGGCCUGGAGUUUGUACAGCUCCACCACUUGCGUCAGCACUCGCUAACUCAUAAGGGAAUGAAGGGCCACAAAUGUGAAGUGUGCUCCCGAGAGUUCACCCUGUCUGCCAACCUCAAGAGGCACAUGCUCAUCCACAACAGUGUCAGACCCUUCCAGUGUCACGUCUGCUUCAAGAGCUUCAUCCAGAAGCAGACCCUCAAGACCCACAUGAUUGUCCAUCUGCCUGUGAAGCCGUUUAAAUGCAAGGUCUGUGGGAAGUCUUUCAACAGAAUGUACAACCUGCUAGGCCACAUGCAUCUCCAUGCUGGCAAUAAGCCUUUUAAGUGUCCUUACUGCACCAGUAAGUUCAACCUGAAGGGAAACCUCAGCAGACACAUGAAGGUCAAGCAUGGGAUGGACGUCUCUCCAGAGGGACAAGCAGAAACUCUCCCAGAAAUGGAAAGCCAGGGUGAAUAUGAAGGCCAGAACUUCAACUUUACAGCACCAGACAAUAUGGACAACAGCGGCUCCCAAAACCUCACUAAACUCACCACAGCAAACAUGGAGGACAUGGAGGAGUAUUACAAUUUUGGGAAAGAUACGAGCAGCUACACCACGCCCUGAGUAUUAACGGACCACAGGAGACGAAUGAUUCUCAAUUACAGAGCGGUUUUCAGAAACUCUGGGAAAGUGUUUUUAUUUUCCUUACUGCUCAGACCUCCCACCAGAAUCUAAGAGACGACGAACCUUUAGACGAUGGGAGGAGUCCUGGAAGGAGGCGCUUAGGUCCCACCUCCUGCAGCAAAGACUCUGGAGCUGCUGAUGCGGUCCGAAGCUCCCUUUGGAUAACAAGACUCACUGAAACACAAACUGUCACUGAUGGACGCUCAAAUAUGUAUGUUGUAUGUAUCAGUUAUUAAGGAGGAGAAAAAAAAACACUGCAGAUGUGAUAAAAAAAAAAAAGACAUUCAGUCUUUGCCAUCUUAGUUCACGUGUCGUAUUUUGGACUGAAGGCCAGUUAGAAACAUGUUGCAGCUCAUCGUCCUCCAUGUUCACCACUUACUAAACUGAUCUUUUGAUAUAUUUACACAUUUCAUCCGUUCUGUAUCAGGUUGUCUGUUUCUCCUAGGCUUUACACUUAGAGCUUAACAAAUUUCAGCUUCUGAAGCAUUUUGGGUUUUUUUUUGUCCCAUCCACCCGAUGCGUUCAAUAUUUGCUACUUUCCUAUGCUGGCCUUAAUGACUAAACUACUGGCAUGUAAAAGCCCUUUCACUGUACAGAGGUUUCGGCGACAUGCAGUGUGUUUACCCACUGUUUGUAUUUCACCUGGUUUAGCUUUACAUGAAUAAUCUAUCCCGUGUAGUGAAUAUAUCACUCUAGUUUUUGAAUUACUGAGUAAAUGAUACGAAGCACUUUUUUGUUGAAAGUUUUUUGUUGGGGAGAAAAGGUUGUAAAAUCUUUCAAACCCCAAUUAUGGCAAUAUUAUUAAACUAUAUAUUAU